Pygocentrus nattereri (red-bellied piranha) is the source of this 3025-nucleotide messenger RNA. RefSeq names its product tumor necrosis factor receptor superfamily, member 9a (gene tnfrsf9a). The record is from RefSeq and is a predicted model, not a curated record. Gene Ontology annotation, biological process: regulation of cell population proliferation. Lineage: Eukaryota; Metazoa; Chordata; Actinopteri; Characiformes; Serrasalmidae. Gene Ontology annotation, cellular component: external side of plasma membrane. Bases 39 to 929 code for a protein of 296 amino acids. The transcript is spliced from 9 exons. Gene Ontology annotation, molecular function: cytokine binding; signaling receptor activity.
ACUGCUGCACUGUAGAGCUUCACCUUCAGUCAACAGACAUGCACCUCAAACUGUGGAAUCUGUCUCUUGUCCUGCUCAUCGCCAGCAUGUUUCACACCAGUGUGAGAACAGAGAAUGGCUGUGCUGACUGGCUAUCGUCUGAAGUAGGAAUCUGCUGCCAAGCGUGCCAUCCAGGGAACCGCUUGGUGGAGAAGUGUGGACCAGACCGUUUUCAGCUUUGUAAGCCUUGUGAUCCUGGCACUUUCACGACCAGUCCUUUGAAGAAGUUCUGUAACAGGUGCACUCAGUGCAUAGGGCCGAGGGUUGUGGUGAAAAACUGCACCCCCAGUUCUGACACCGUGUGUGACUGCAAGCCUGGGUUCCGUUGUGGAAACUCACAAUGCUCUUACUGCGUAGAUGAGUGCAAAAAAGGCGAGGAACCAACAACGGAACGGACUUGCAGGAAAUGUCCCCAGGGAACAUUCAAUGACCAAAUCCACAGCAAAUGCACACCUCGGAGAACAAGGUGUCCUGACGAACAAGAACUUGUGUCCAUUAGUGAUCCAUCUCUUAACAACGAGUGCAAGACAAAGGCCUCCACUUUGGCCACUGCUCGGACAACACCACUGGAAUACAACACAGUGGAACCCUUACAGACAACAAAGAAGAAAAAAGAUGACACUUUCUGGCCAGUAGUUGGAGUCACUGGAAGCAUUUUUCUUCUCACUUGUGCCUUCAUUUUAGCCCUAUGGUUUGCUUAUCAAAGAGCAAAAAACACGACCAAUACAGAGACCAAGGACCUGCAGCCAGAAACCCUGCCUCCAGAAGAGCUGAGGGUUAUGAUUAUGGAGCAUGAUGAUGCAUGCAGCUUCCGCCAGCCUGAGCAGGAGCAAGGAGGAAGCUCAGAGUCUCUCAGCACGCAGGACUCCGAGUCCAAGCUCAUACUGUGAGCUUCAUGGAUUGGUCACUAAAACUCAACUGAUUGGGAGCAGGUUCCUGGUGCUGAAGCAGUUUCGAAUCCACAAGGGCCAAUUUAUCUGUUGAAUUCAUGGGAGUUAGAAACUUUGAACAGUUUCCUUCCACAGUCUGGGCCUCAGCCUAUUUUGAUGACCAUAGGGUGAAGACAAAACUACCACAUGUGAUAAGGCUGGCUAACAACGUUGGACGUGAGCAGCAGUAUUUUUAUUUAUGUGAAAAGGCGCGGAAAGGACAAACUUAAGGAGGUUUUGAAUGGGAAACUUUACAGAUGCUGAAAUUACCACAACAAGAACAAAUGUGCAAGAACACCUACAUUUAUCGGUGAAGAAGGAAGUUUAUAAGGGACUUUAACAAUGCUACAGGUUUAUAUGGUCAUACAUAGUUGUAAAGUGCACAAAGCGAGAGCCAGAAACAGUCUAGCUUCUCAGUCAUGUAGGAGUGUAAAAUGUGAACCACAACUACAGACACUUCGCAUCGGAGUGGGCGUCACCUACGACCUACUGCGUCACAUUUACAGAUCACAUUUGAAGGCUUCUUGAAAUACCCUGGUGGGCUUCCCCCAGUUUCCUGUUGCAAAUGGCACUAUUUUAAAUGUCUCGUUUGAGAGAUUAAGACUGGCUCAGGAGGAGGAUGACUGAGAAACGGUUAUUUUUUUACUUCUUAAAAUUCCUGGCACUGAAUUAGCAAUUGCCCGGUUCUUAUUUCUCCAAUGGUGAUUUUGUAAGCUGCUCUUAUGAAAUGCAAAGGCUAUUUUAUUGUAACAAUUACAGACAAGCUGGUGUCACUUAUGUAAAUUCAAUGGAGAUUACAGAAACUGUAAAUAUGAAAAUGUAUUGUGUUGUAUUGGUGUGUGGUAGAGCAGAAGGGAAGUUUAAAUUUCCUGUAAGCAGAAAUGGUGGGAGCACGUGUGUUCUCUAUAGGGUUUCCCCUGAAGGGACUUCCUUUCUAUGCCAUAGGGAAGCAUUGGAGUGGCAAGGAUUUCAGAAGAAUUAAGCCAGACAGUACCUUUGACAUUACAAAACAUUACACGGCUGAUUCACACUAGGCCAUUAAGGUAUGUUAUCCCUGACACUAUGUUGUGACAGCAUGUCGAAGAAUAAUACUCAGCAGUUUUGUCAUAUUUAGACUUUCCAGUGACUCAGAGGGAGUUUACACAUAAAGUGACCUGUGAGUGUUUUUCACUCUGAAAUAGUUUUGAAAGAUGUGUGACUCAUUCGAGGAUAAAAUUCCACGUACUUCUUGUAGCCUACUUGUAGUCAUAUGCUCUUAAGAAAGUGUACGUACUUUAGGCAUGAGUAGCAAGUGUGAAUCACACAAGAUCACAUUUUGUUGGCUCUAAAUCAGGGCUGAACAGGUUUAGGUUAGAAAGUGGUCCUGCAGGUUUUAUAUGGAAAAUCCACUUUGUACAGUUUGUCUUCACGUGAAGCAGCAAAUUCCAGGUAAUGGGUGAAGCUGACGUCUCUUCUUUGUCCACAGUUCAUCGGUAAUUGGAAGGACAUUAAACCCCUAACUGUUUAUCCUAAUAACAUGAAUCUGCAGGCCAUACAGAGAUAGGGGAACUCUAGGCAGCUAUCAGCACCACUUGGGAAAAACCCAGAGAAUCCUGUAGUGAAGGUUAGCUGGCCAGGGUGGAAUGGUGCACUCAUUGCUUGUCACUCGUCAAAAGGUCAGCAACCUGGCAUCACAAGCUAAAAUCAGGUGGUCAGGGAAAUAACAUGCUGGUACAUGAUAAUGGUAAUGAUUACUGUUAAAGUGACAUUACAAUUUACUUCAGUUUUAGUGUUGAACUUUGACACAAGUAGCGUUUUCUUUUAUACUCUAGAUUGAUAUUGCUAUAAAGUGUAAAAAUCUACAGUUUGUGACUAAACUUGUUUGUGCGAUACUAAAUCCCUGUUAAAUAAAAUGACAAUCAUGUUAGCCAUUUUACAGAACUUACGAAGUACACAAUUUUUCUUCCUUAUUAUUGUUAUCAGUUAAAACCUUUGAACAGUUUUUAUUUUCAUACAAAAUUCAAGUGAAAUUUAGUGUUAACCAAAAUAUCAAUAAACUACUGCUCAAUAGCUUCAUA